AUGAAUGAGAUGAGACAUGGACUUGUUCUACAGCGUGGUUUGGACUCUGGAUUGAUUCAAGGAGAGCGAAGAGUGGAUUUCAUAAGCGUGAGAGGCGUCUUUCCGGGAGAACAGCAGUGCAGGAGGUACAAUGGAUCAGAGUCUACGGAAAUUGCUAUCCACUGCCUCAAAAGGUCUUCUUCUGCUACUGUAAUAUGGGCUGGGAUUCUGAGCGAGCCACGAGCCUGCGCGAACACUAGCAAGAAGGAGCAUCGUACUCAAUACUACUCUUCGGAGGUCAGGAAACUGGUCACUGGGCUGUUAUGCCUUGCAGGGCCCCUGCUUCGGGCGGAGAGGAGAGCAGGAGCAACACCGUCUGAACACACUCCUCAGCCUUUUGUAUACAUUGAGCCCUUCUCCUUCCUUCUACUGAUCUUCGAGGGACAGGGAUGUUUUGCAGGAGAGCAGAGACGCAGCGCGGGAAGGAAAUCUCCUCUCCUCCUCCCAGGCUGCGCCAACAUCUCACGCUGGCUUCAGGAAACUUCGAAGACUCACUCAUGGCUCCUAGCUGGCCUUCUCCUUCUCUCUGCUCUGCGUAGAAGAGUUCAGAGGAAGAGCAAGCAUGUACGGCAAGCACUGGGCGAGCUCCAAGAUCCGCUGAACACUCCGAGAGGAGCCCAUGAUGCGUCAAGUGGCCGAUCAAUUGCAGUGGACACAUGCCCCCCCCCCCCAUUCCAAGCUUCUCCUUCUCUUCUCCAUUACGCCAGGCGACAGGAGCCAGCAUGCAAGGCAAGGCAAGGCAAGGCAAGCACUGACGGACCUCAGUAUCCGCUGCUUUCCCUUUCGCUGUUCUAUACCACACAUCACGAACCCUCUCCCAACCCCGAUCAUGAGCCAAAGCUCUUUCUUCUUCGCUUCCUCUUGAGAUCACAGCGCCGCAUCCACCCCGUUUCCGGACCGUCGACGAUCACGCUGCCAUCCACAGCAUCGCCUCAGCGCAAAUCACAUUGCGUCCACAUCACUUUCCGUCCCCAAAAACUUUCCUGCCCACAUUUCAUAGAUCCAACACCCUUUCUCCCUCCACAAACGCCAACAUCCUCACAGCGCAUUCUCAUCCAUUUGCAAGUCUUUGCGAGCCAGGUCACGCAUCCUCGGCGCCAUGUCGGUGGUGUUUUUUUUUCGGGGUUCUGGAAUUUCCAUGUUUUGCAAGUUGGGCUAGAAGUGGAAGGUGGUGGAUGGAGUGUGGAAAAGUUCUGGUAUGAGGAGGUUGAGAAGAGAAGACUUGCUGAGAAUUUAACAUGUAUGUUUCGAUGGAAAGCCAAUCAUCUUGUACAUGCUCCUCCUAUACCCCAGACGGUCAAUGUCUCACGGCUUGGUGCAAACAUACUGGCAGACCUCGCUGCUCGUCUUCAAAAGCAGUUCCAUGAUCACCUGCUCUGGAUGGCAAAGCUAUGGAUCUGCCAAGUCUUUCAGCCUAUCCUGCUCUAUCUGAGUGCCAGUCAGAAUACAGAAGGAGAUUCCAUGAAGGUCACUGACAUGCUGUAUCUCUGCAGGUCAAGUUUCUCUCAAAAAUCCAAAUUGCUCUGCGUCAAUUUUGUGGGACGUUUGAACCACUUCUGCCUCCUGCGACAUCCAUCUCGACUCUGUAGUAUUCUCCUGACUCCCCUUUCCUUCCGCGCCAUCCUUGACUUCCACAAACACCACCCACAGCCAAAGUCUUGUAUAGAUCCUCUUGAUCUUCGGUCUCGCGCACUCGCUCUUGGUGUUGAGCUGCAGCCCAUUGACGACAGAGUGCUGGGGCGCUGGGUGAUAGCCGGACUUCCUCUGCUGAUCUCGGAAGCGAGAGUACGACUUGGGGGUACUGCCUCAGAUCAUGACCGCGUACAGUGCCACAUUGUAGCCCGGGGCGUGGGGGAUAGCCGGACUGAUAUCCAGAAUCCUAAGUGCCCAGUGCUACAGUAUGGAAGUGUAAGCGGUCAUGAUCUGAGGCAGUACCUCCAGUCGUACCCUCGAUUCCGAGAUGAGCAGAGGAAGCGAAAGGAUUGCCGGCGGCGGCCUGCAAGAAUAAAGUUGUUAGAUAUUGCUGGCGUUCAGAGUCGAAUUUUCGUCAUGAGAUGUAGGAUUGGAAUGAGUCUUAAGAAGGACGAUGAGGUUUGUGACGGGGGAUCUGACUUACUUGAUGGACGGGGACUCAAGGAACCGGCCGGCCAGCUGAUGUGCGUACCACAUGCGACUCCUCUCACCAGCCAGCCGACCGGACCAUAUCACAUGCGACUCCUCUCAGCCAGUGUGGAUGAUGUCGGCCGGCCGACGCUCAUACCACAUUCGGCUCCUCUCAGAAGAGUUCGUUGGCAAGAGCGCCGGCCGGGCGAAUGGUGCACGUACCACAUGCGAGCAUCUGAAGACAAAUGCGAUGGUGGAGUGGUGGUCGGAACUUUGCGUGCGAUUGCGGUCAAGGCCAUCACAUGCUCGCCGAUGGGGCUGUGGUAUAUGGGUGAAAUGAACUAUGCUGCUCUCGACAACCGUUAUCGGCACGAUGGCGAAUCAGGCAAAGUUGAACUUACCAUGGCCGCAAGCGGCCCGACAAAACGAUUCCCUCAGUACAUAAGUACCGGGGAACUCGUUGUGUUGGGGCGUAAACCAUCGAGCCGGUAG
Messenger RNA from Pseudocercospora fijiensis CIRAD86, 2634 nucleotides. RefSeq lists its product as uncharacterized. The record is from RefSeq and is a predicted model, not a curated record. The transcript has 20 exons. The coding region runs from base 1 to 2634 and encodes 877 amino acids. NCBI's taxonomy places the organism in Eukaryota, Fungi, Ascomycota, Dothideomycetes, Mycosphaerellales, Mycosphaerellaceae.